Molecule: messenger RNA, 1212 nt
Organism: Caenorhabditis briggsae
Lineage: Eukaryota; Metazoa; Nematoda; Chromadorea; Rhabditida; Rhabditidae
Biological process (GO): S-adenosylmethionine biosynthetic process
Cellular component (GO): cytosol
Molecular function (GO): ATP binding; methionine adenosyltransferase activity
Source: RefSeq, a predicted model, not a curated record
AUGUCGCAACACAAAUUCCUUUUCACCUCUGAAUCCGUGUCGGAAGGUCACCCGGAUAAGAUGUGUGAUCAAAUCUCGGAUGCGGUUCUUGAUGCUCAUCUCGCACAAGAUCCUCACGCCAAAGUUGCCUGUGAAACGGUGACUAAAACGGGUAUGAUCAUGUUGUGCGAGAUCACCUCGAAAGCCCACGUUGACUAUCAAGUUCUCGUUCGUAACGUCGUCAAGAAAAUCGGAUACGAUGACUCGUCCAAAGGAUUUGACUACAAGACCUGCAACGUCCUUGUCGCUCUUGAACAGCAAUCACCAGAAAUCGCCGCUGGAGUUCAUAUGGACAAGAGCAGCGAUGAUGUUGGAGCUGGAGAUCAGGGAAUCAUGUUUGGGUAUGCUACCGAUGAAACUGAGGAGGCUAUGCCAUUGACUCUUCUUCUGUCUCACAAGUUGAACUACAAGCUCCACGAGCUCCGUCGCUCCGGAGAACUCGGAUGGGUUCGCCCAGAUUCCAAGACUCAAGUCACUAUCGAGUACGCUUCCGAGGGAGGUGCCUGUGUUCCACUUCGUGUCCACACUGUUGUCAUCUCCACUCAACACUCUCCAGAUAUUGCGCUCGAGGAUUUGAGAAAGGAACUCAUCGAGAAGGUCAUCAAGGCUGUUAUCCCAGCUAACCUCAUCGAUGAUGACAUCAUCUACCACAUCAACCCAUGUGGAUCUUUCAUUGUCGGAGGACCAAUGGGAGAUGCCGGACUCACUGGACGCAAGAUUAUCGUCGAUACCUACGGAGGAUGGGGAGCUCAUGGAGGUGGUGCCUUCUCCGGAAAGGACCCAACCAAGGUCGAUCGCUCUGCCGCUUACGCUGCUCGUUGGGUUGCCAAAUCACUCGUCAAGGCCGGACUUUGCCGUCGGUGCCUCGUCCAAGUAUCCUACGCUAUCGGAGUCGCCAAGCCACUUUCCAUCAUGGUCUUCUCAUUCGGAACAUCUGCACUGAGCGAGGAGGAACUCUUAACCAUUGUCAACGAAAACUUUGACCUGAGACCAGGAAUGAUCAUCAAAAACCUCAACUUGAAGAGACCAAUCUACGAGCCAACAGCCGAGAACGGUCACUUCGGACACAACGCCUUCCCAUGGGAGCAACCACAUCAUCUCAAGAUCUCGUCUGAGCUCCUUGCCAAGUCUCAAGGUCCAAUUCUUCCUGACACCAUGGGCAUUGCUCAUUAA